Molecule: messenger RNA, 555 nt
Organism: Aspergillus tubingensis
Lineage: Eukaryota; Fungi; Ascomycota; Eurotiomycetes; Eurotiales; Aspergillaceae
Product: glycosyl hydrolase family 43 protein
Exons: 1
Coding region: 1-555 (184 amino acids)
Source: RefSeq, a predicted model, not a curated record
AUGGCUUCUUCCCUCAUUAUCGGACUCCCUAAAAUCUAUGCAAAUCGGGGUCGUAAGUGUGUGCCUCCGACCAAUGACUUCCUGCUUGGCACCUGGCAUGUCACACACUCCAGUCUGCCGCUUUGGAAGGGCAAGUGCAAUGUCAACAUCACUUAUCAGUUGCUUCCGCCGGAUUCCUCUGGAAUGGUGAGGAUUGACGACCUGGUACAAUAUCAAGUCAUUGGGUCGGAGAAGAUCAAGUCGGUUCAUGGCGUGGACACCUCAACUCCGGGGAACCAAGGGGCCUGGGACUGGCGCGGCAGGGGUUGGCUGAUGAUCGCGAGCUCGCACUGGGAAUGCCUCGGCUUUGGCCAGGCACUGGAAGAAGACAAUCAAUGGAUGGUCACCUACUUUGCCAAAACUAUCUUCACUCCGGCCGGCAUUGACAUUUACUCUCGCAAUAAGGAAGGACUUCCCUCUACCAUGAUCGACGAGAUUCUUGAAAGCCUCAAAAGUCUUGGUGUUGAGGAAAUCACCGAGCUCGCCAGUAUGAUCUUCCCAAUUCCGCAGAUGUAG